Molecule: messenger RNA, 696 nt
Organism: Hevea brasiliensis (rubber tree)
Lineage: Eukaryota; Viridiplantae; Streptophyta; Magnoliopsida; Malpighiales; Euphorbiaceae
Product: EG45-like domain containing protein 2
Exons: 3
Coding region: 119-517 (132 amino acids)
Source: RefSeq, a predicted model, not a curated record
AAUAUUAAAGUAAUACAGAUAUAUAUAAAAUCUCGAGUUUGAAUCUCAGUUUUCAAUUCCAACCAUAAAUAAAGGGUUUUGUUGGGUUUUGUUCCUUUUCCUCUCUGCAUAAUUAAUCAUGGUGCUCAUCAUAGCCAUUGCAGUAGUUCUUAGUUUACUAAGCAAUGAAGCAAGCCAUGUCCUUGGGGACAUUGGUACUGCUACUUCUUAUGAUCCUCCUUAUAUACCUACAAGGUGUUAUGGGAAUAGAGGAGAUCAGUUCCCUCCAGGAAACUUGUUUGUAGCAGUGAGUGUGGGGCUAUGGGAUAAUGGGGCAGCUUGUGGAAGGCGUUACAGGUUGAGGUGCUUAAGUGGAAAUGAUAAACCAUGCAAAGAGGGUAGUGUUAUUGAUGUGAAGGUGGUGGAUUAUUGCCCAAAAUCUCCAUGCCCUUCUACCAUCCUCUUGUCCAAUGAUGCAUUUUCUGCUGUUUCUCGCUCUUCCACUGCCAGAAUCAACGUUGAAUACAUCCAGAUAUGACAUGUACCCAGUUAAUAAUUAGCAGCGAAGAAGAAGAACAAAAAAAGUGGUCCAUGUCCAUGCUCAUAUGCUUCUUCUGUGCAGUGAUUGAUGUUCUAUGCAAGUGUUUGCAAUAAAGUAUGUUAAAAUUAUUAAUACCUAAUCUCAGGAAUCUAUUAACAUUUGGUUUAUUUGAAAAA